Gastrolobium bilobum is the source of this 1849-nucleotide messenger RNA. RefSeq names its product NADPH-dependent thioredoxin reductase 3-like. Bases 28 to 1566 code for a protein of 512 amino acids. NCBI's taxonomy places the organism in Eukaryota, Viridiplantae, Streptophyta, Magnoliopsida, Fabales, Fabaceae. Gene Ontology annotation, cellular component: cytoplasm. The record is from RefSeq and is a predicted model, not a curated record. Gene Ontology annotation, biological process: removal of superoxide radicals. Gene Ontology annotation, molecular function: thioredoxin-disulfide reductase (NADPH) activity. The transcript has 10 exons.
UGACAUUGUAUGGUCUGAAAGAAACCAAUGGCUACUGCGAAGAUAGCACUCGGAGUCGGAACCGUCCCGACUCACCGAGUCACCACCGUCACCACACUUUCCCCCACCGCAUUUCCUCCGCCGCCGCACCGCCUCAUCUUCAUCAACACGCGACGGCCCCUCCGAACUCGUCCUUUCUCCCUCAGAGUCCAAGCCUCCUCCGCAGCCUCACCAGGAAAAGGAGUUGAGAAUGUGGUAAUUAUAGGUUCAGGCCCUGCAGGAUACACAGCAGCUAUAUACGCAGCGCGUGCCAAUUUGAAACCUGUAGUGUUUGAGGGGUACCAAGUGGGUGGUGUUCCUGGGGGGCAGUUGAUGACUACAACAGAAGUGGAGAAUUUUCCAGGUUUUCCAGAUGGGAUAAGUGGACCUGAUCUGAUGGACAGGAUGCGACGGCAAGCUGAACGUUGGGGAGCAGAAUUGUAUCAAGAAGAUGUUGAAGCUAUUGAUGUGAAAAAUAGUCCUUUUACGGUCCAAAGUAGUGAACGUAAGGUUAAGUGCCACACUGUCAUUUUUGCUACUGGAGCUACUGCGAAACGACUUAGGCUACCUCGAGAAGAUGAAUUUUGGAGCCGAGGAAUUAGUGCUUGUGCAAUUUGUGAUGGAGCAUCGCCUCUCUUUAAGGGUCAAAUUCUUGCUGUCGUUGGAGGAGGGGAUACAGCUACAGAGGAAGCAUUAUACUUGACAAAAUAUGCUCGUCAUGUUCAUUUACUUGUACGUCGGGACCAACUAAGGGCUUCCAGAGCUAUGCAAGAUAGAGUGUUUGACAAUCCCAAUGUGACUGUGCACUUCAAUACAGAGGCUGUGGACAUUGUGAGCAAUACAAAAGGACAGAUGUCUGGCAUUUUAGUUCGAAAGGUUGAUACUGGGGAGGAAUCUGUGCUUGAAGCAAAAGGACUAUUUUAUGGCAUAGGCCAUUCACCAAAUACCCAACUAUUGAAAGGCCAAGUUGAACUUGACCUCUCUGGCUACGUACUAGUUGAGGAGGGUACUGCAAAAACCUCAGUUGAAGGUGUAUUUGCUGCUGGAGAUGUGCAGGACCAUGAAUGGAGGCAAGCCAUAACUGCUGCUGGAUCAGGAUGUGUUGCUGCUUUAUCAGUGGAGAGAUAUCUUGUGAGCACAGAUCUUCUUAUAGAGUUCCAUCAGCCCAAAACUGAAGAGGUUAAGAAGGAACUAACGGACAGGGAUGUUCAAGAGGGCUUUGACAUUACACUUACAAAGCAUAAGGGACAGUAUGCUCUACGAAAAUUGUACCAUGAAAGUCCAAGGCUUAUAUGUGUAUUAUAUACAUCACCAACGUGCGGUCCAUGUAGGACGCUGAAGCCAAUCCUUAGCAAGGUGAUUGAUGAAUUUGAUCAGAACGUACAUUUUAUUGAAAUUGAUAUAGAGGAAGAUCAAGAAAUAGCAGAAGCAGCUGGAAUCAUGGGUACUCCAUGUGUGCAGUUUUUUAAAAACAAGGAGAUGCUUGGGACUGUCUCAGGAGUCAAAAUGAAGAGUGAAUACAGAGAAUUCAUUGAAGCGAAUAAAUAGAAGUACUUCAAAACAUUCCAGGGUGAUACCCUAUUUCUGUGAUUCAAUUUUGUUUUUUAUAUUUACCAGCUGAAUAGCGCUGUCAAUUUUGACAACUAUUCCUUGAGCUAAUCAGCAACUUCAUAGAUUGUACAUGUAGAGCUACCAGUCACUAUUGUACUUUUGAUUGUUCAGUGUUUCAUUUUUCCUAAUUGAAUUAGCAAGUCUCAACUACGAACAUCUCGUUGACGAUGUACUGAGUGAAAUGUCACCCAUAAUAUCAUCAUCCAAGCUGAAAUGACGG